GAUGUGGCAGCUCUGUGGUAUUUUUAGAUAGGCAGCACUUUUUUUGAGCGCCGUCAGUUUGAAUUUAAAAUUAUGUCAGAUGGGAACGACACUCUGCGUAGACCGCUCUGGCCAAGACCAGUGGGCACAUCUAUAGCCAUUUUCUCAAUGGGAUCGGGAGUGCUCGCUACUUACCUGUUUCUGUCAAAAUUAAACGGCGUUUCGAAUGCAGUUCAAAUCGUCUGGGCCACAGGAUCCGCCGCGUAUGCUGUUACAGCUUUCUUUUUCCUCGUUGGUAUUUUGAAGAGAAUCCGAUGGCUGAUGAUGCCCUUUAUGUGCAUGCUUCUGAUGGCCAUUGCCGUGUAUACCAUGGUCUUUGACUUCAUUAUCCAUAAUCUGGCGAUUGCAGUUUUCGCAGCCGUGACUGUAAGCUUCAUUUUUCUAGGUCUGGCUCUGCACAUUGCCAGAACAGAGACAAGAAGUAGGCCUGACAGAUCUACGAUGGCCUUGUCAUAAAAUUGGUCGCAGAUGUGUAGUUUUUCAAAAACCCAUUGUCGAAAUUUUCAGCAAACUGAAUAAUAAAGCUUAAAAAAUCAAA
Messenger RNA from Drosophila bipectinata, 577 nucleotides. RefSeq lists its product as uncharacterized. The record is from RefSeq and is a predicted model, not a curated record. NCBI's taxonomy places the organism in Eukaryota, Metazoa, Arthropoda, Insecta, Diptera, Drosophilidae.